Molecule: messenger RNA, 1120 nt
Organism: Gordionus sp. m RMFG-2023
Lineage: Eukaryota; Metazoa; Nematomorpha; Gordioida; Chordodea; Parachordodidae
Product: SUMO-activating enzyme subunit 1-like
Exons: 10
Coding region: 19-999 (326 amino acids)
Biological process (GO): protein sumoylation
Cellular component (GO): SUMO activating enzyme complex; cytoplasm
Molecular function (GO): SUMO activating enzyme activity
Source: RefSeq, a predicted model, not a curated record
UUUGAAUUUUAAAAAAAUAUGCUUAAUGAGGAAGAAAUUGAUAUUUAUGAUAGGCAAAUCAGAAUUUGGGGUCAUGAUGUUCAAAAAAAGAUUAAAAAUUAUUCCAUUAUGCUAAUUGGAUUUUCAGGUUUGGGAUGGGAAAUUUCUAAAAAUUUGAUUUUAUAUGGCAUUAAAACCUUAUGCAUUAUGGACAACAAGACAGUUACACAUAAUGAUCUAAAAUCUAAUUUAUACUUGAAGGAAGAUGAUAUUGGAAAUAAUAGAGCUGAAUGUAGUAUAUCAAGUUUAAAAUAUCUAAAUCCCAAUGUUCAAAUAAUAGUUGAAACAAAAUUUCCUGAUAAUUUUCAUUCAGCUAACAUUUACAAGGAUUUUGAUCUAGUCAUAAUGAAUGAUGUUAGCUAUAAAAUUGCACAAGAUAUUAAUAAUUAUGUUCAUCAAAUUGGGAAAAAAUGUAUUUACACCAGAAAUUUUUUUCUCUAUGGAUAUAUAAUAUAUGAUUUUGGAUCGUUUCAAUACAAUAUACCUCAAAAGCCGAAUGAAAUUACACAAGAAACAAAUAAUUCAAAUAUAAAUUUUAUAAAAUAUCCCAGUUUUUCAAAUCUUCUAAUCAAUUCUGAAUUCAAUGACAAAAUAUUUAGUUUAAAAAAAUCUGGCAACUUGAAGAAAACUUAUGUUAUCAUCAAGGCCAUAUUGGAAUUGGAAGAAAGUGAAUCAAAGGCUGACAAAUGCGCCAAGAUAAACGGAAAUUCUUCAGUUAAAAUGUUGCAAAGUCUAAAUACUAGAAUAGCUACAAGUCUAAAACCUUUCGAUCUUGAAGAUUCAAAUGUUCCCGAUUUUCGCAAAUAUCCAUUAACCGAAUUCAAUCCUGUUUGUGCCGUAUUGGCUGGAUUUUUGUGCCAAGAGUUAAUCAAGAUAUUAUCGUCUUCCAAACCCAGCGGAAACCUAAUGCUAUACGAUGGAUCUGUUUUCGAAGCCGAUACUUUGCAAUUAACCAAUUGAUUGGAUUUUUUAUUUUUUGAAAUUACUUUAAAAGAAAAAGUUUUUUUUUGACUUUUUUUUAAAAAUGAUCUAUUAUGAUUAUUUUGUUUAUUUUACUGAUUAAUUUGUGAUAUUUAUAUAU